AUGUCAGAAAGAAUAUCCAUUGAUGUUGAGGAGAGGAGGUUGAAGCGCAAAAUGGAGGGGCCACCCACCUUGGCUGAAGAGGAGGAUUCAAAUCAUGAUCAGUUACUCGCUCUUGAACUUAACAUGAAUGAGUCUUCCUCCAACCCCACUUCCAAAUCCUUGAAACUCAGUGAGGAUUCAGGCUCUCCUCCAAAACAUGUUGAUCCCUCCAAUGACCAAGUGAAAGAAAAGAAUCAGCAUCAUUGCAAGUUUUGCAAGAGGAACUUCCCCAAUUCACAAGCCUUAGGAGGACACCAAAAUGCUCACAAGCGUGAGAGACUCAUUCAAAACAUGGAGAAAGAGAUGGAAAUGAACCCUUUUGGGUUUGGACCCAAAAAUAAUAACCUUCACUUUUAUCCAUAUUCAUUUUCAUCCAUGUCAAACCUUCCCUUCCAAGGGGCACCCUUUUAUCAAGGUGCCCACUUGCACCCCAUGGCACACGUGCCUAACAUGUCUUGGCCUUAUGCACCAACGGGCUAUGGCAGCAAACAAGGCUAUCCCUAUGAAACACACUGUUUUGGGAUGUCUAGUUCCUGGGGUGGAGGUUCUGCAACAACUCCAACGAGAUUGAACCCUGAGAGUCGGAAGCUUUUUUAUAAUAUUCCUUCACUUUUUGAAACUUCAUCUAGUCCCAAUGGUGGUUUUUUGGCUGACCUUAAGGGAAGUUCAAGUGUGUCAACUAAAGAUUCAUCUUCAGAGAAGCUUGACUUGUCUCUUAGACUCUGA
Molecule: messenger RNA, 765 nt
Organism: Abrus precatorius (Indian licorice)
Lineage: Eukaryota; Viridiplantae; Streptophyta; Magnoliopsida; Fabales; Fabaceae
Product: zinc finger protein 1-like
Exons: 1
Coding region: 1-765 (254 amino acids)
Biological process (GO): negative regulation of abscisic acid-activated signaling pathway
Source: RefSeq, a predicted model, not a curated record